UGAAUAUAAACUAUAAUAAUAUUACAAUGAAAUGUAUAACUUUUUUCAGUGAAAUUAAUAGCGACUUGUGUGAUAAUUGUUGUGUGAAGCUUUGAUCUAUCUACAGACAUUAUAGUCGCGCAAUAAAUCUAUGCUUGUCGGCUCGCAACAAGUUUUGAGUGUAUUUGAAAAUAAAAGAAACCGUGAUGGUUUAUCAUUCAAAGAAGUCUUCUGCUGAAUGGUUCAUUGAUCAACUGAACGUGAGCAAUGCGAAGCUGUUGGCGUUUGUGUUAGUUUUAGGGUUUAUCGGCUACCACGGCAUUCUGCAUUUACGAUAUGGGCCGGACUCGUGCACCUGGUUGUUAUCCUCAGGCCGAUAUAAAGGAGACCAUGAAUGGCAGCCUUAUGGUUGCAUGCUACAUCGCUACUCAAAAAUAGAUGCAAGAAGAUGUCUCCGGUACUUGGCUUUUUGGGGGAAAUACAACAGCUUUGCAUUCAUUGGAGACUCCCGGAUAGCACAGCUGUAUGAACACUUCAUAGGUGUGUUAAAAACCCGUCUGGACCCAGACCCCUCAUACUCACUAGAGCACCAUACCCCGAACAAUACUUACACAGAUGAGAAGUUACGUCUGUCCGUACGUCUGGUGUGGAGUCAUGACGUAUCGAGGACUAUGGUUGAACAGUUUAGAGCUUGGGAGCGCGAAGACGAGCCCCCCUCAGUAAUAGUGGCCGGCACCGGCCUCCAACUCCUCCUGACUCGAAACGCCACAACUCUCGUCAUAGAGGAAUACAAAAGGAACCUUACGUUGUUGGUACAAGCUAUAGAUUCGCUUGCACACAAGAAUACUAAAGUCCUAUGGAAGCUGAUCGAGUCGGUUGAUAGUACGAAGCUGAAGAAUGAGUUUAAGAAGAUUAGUAAUAGUGAUAUUGAUGAGUAUAACAAAGCUGCUAUUGAGAUCCUCACCCACAGCGCCGCUCGUAUCUGGAGCUCCCCUCGCCUGGUCUCCCUGGGCGCGGGCUCCAACGACGGCUGGGCACUAAGUCCCCGCGCCUUGCGACACGACGCUCAGAUAUUAUUGAACAUGUUCUGUAACGACCAUAUGAACUUCAACGAUGGAUCCUGUUGCGCCAUGCCCGAGCCGCAUACUCAGCUUCAGUUACUGACUUUUGCUAUGUUUCUUGUGUGCGGCGUCCUAGCCGGCAUAAAAGCAACAUGGCGCUGGUCGCAAACCAUCCAGCAACGCCUCGGGGGCUACUCGCUCGUCUCCCCCCCUCCAACCACCCCCUCCCCCUUAGCCGCCCUGGCUAAACUGGGGAUGAUAAUGGCCUACUUCUAUCUCUGCGACCGAACGAAUUUCUUUAUGAAGGAAAAUAAAUAUUAUUCGGAAUGGAGCUUCUGGUUGCCCGUGGGAUAUGUUUUCGCGCUUGGAUUGUUUUUUACUGAUGAUUCUAUAUCUACCAGGGUCCUACAUAGAGAACAGACCAACGAGUGGAAAGGAUGGAUGCAACUAGUCAUCCUAGUAUACCAAGUGACAGGAGCCAGUAAAGUGCUCCCCAUUUACAUGCUGGUGCGGGCACUAGUUUCUGCAUACCUGUUUCUUACAGGCUACGGACAUUUCACAUACACUUGGAAAACAGGCGACUCGAGCCUCGUUAGAUACUUUCGCGUCAUCUUCAGGCUAAACUUCCUGACAGUAGUCCUUUGCCUGACAAUGAACAGACCGUAUCAAUUCUACAGCUUCAUACCGCUCGUCUCGUUUUGGUAUACUUUGAUGUUCGCGAUCUUCGCCCUCCCCCCCGACAUAGCCCCCUCCUCAACCCACACAGUGGAAACCAAACCCUACCAAUACCUCUACAUCGCGCUCAAGGUCAUCGGCCUACUGAGCAUAGUGACGGUUCUAUACAUGAGCGAAUUCUUCUUCCAAAAGAUAUUCGUCACUCGGCCGUGGAAGGCGUUGUUUGUUAAUUCUGAUGAUGAUAUACAUCAAUGGUGGCUACGGUGGAAACAAGACAGAUACUCCAUGACGUACGGAAUAAUCUUCGCUGUGGCGUAUCUGGUGGCGCAGCGAUACAACUUACUCGAUGACAACAACCAUAGCAAUCUGUUCACCCCCGGCGUCUCGCUUACAGCCACACUCCUCGCCUUCAUCGGCAUCGGCAGCUACGUAACCUACACAUUCUUCUGCACCAACAUCUUCGACUGCAACGAGAUCCACUCCUACGUCGCCUUCCUACCCAUCGUGAGUUACAUCAUACUUAGAAACGUCUCCGGCGCGUUGCGAACUAGGCAUUCUAGUCUAUUUGCCUGGUUCGGAACAAUUACUUUAGAAUUAUUUGCCAGUCAAUCACAUAUCUGGCUAGCGGCAGACACACAUGGGGUCUUAGUUUUAGUCCCAAGCGCACCUAUAUUAAAUUUGAUUAUAACGUCAUAUAUUUUUAUAUGUGCGGCGCAUGAGAUACAUAGAUUGACAGGGAUUAUUUUGCCAUACGCGGUCCCUGAUGAUUGGAAGCUUGUUUUAAGAAAUUUCGCUAUUUUUCUAGCGAUUCUAGUCCCUAUAGGUAUACAUGAUGGUAUGUUUUAAAUUUGGUAUAGGUAAGUUAAUGAAUGUUUAAAAAGGGAUACUGUGGGUGGAUCAACUAUUUCUUGUUGUUAUCCUGUCCCGUCAGCCAGGGGA
This is a messenger RNA of Cydia strobilella, 2654 nucleotides long. RefSeq names its product N-acetylneuraminate 9-O-acetyltransferase. Lineage: Eukaryota; Metazoa; Arthropoda; Insecta; Lepidoptera; Tortricidae. The record is from RefSeq and is a predicted model, not a curated record. Bases 186 to 2561 code for a protein of 791 amino acids. The transcript has 12 exons.